Helianthus annuus (common sunflower) is the source of this 718-nucleotide messenger RNA. RefSeq lists its product as uncharacterized. The coding region runs from base 90 to 605 and encodes 171 amino acids. The record is from RefSeq and is a predicted model, not a curated record. The transcript is spliced from 5 exons. Lineage: Eukaryota; Viridiplantae; Streptophyta; Magnoliopsida; Asterales; Asteraceae.
ACACACCCCAAGCUUCGCACCUCAACAUAAGCAAGUGCAAGAGACAAAAGAAAAACCCUAAUCGUAAACCCUAGCUAGUUCCGUCUGCGAUGUCGGCAAGAGAAGAUAGCGACUCCGACGCCCCGGAGGAGUUCACCGCCGAACAGGCAAUACAAAAAGAUGAAGAAAUAACAACCAUUCAGAAACAAAAUAAAGCCAGGAUUGCCCGUGAAGUAAAAGAACGUCGCAGAAAAUGGGCCGAAAAGUUAACGCCACGUCAACCUCGUCCGAACAAAAACGUCCCAGAUGAAGAAGAGGAAACGGAAACACCAUCAAAUAAAGGAAUGCUCCCAGAUGACAUUGUCAAAUUGCUUGCAGCCAAUGAAAAGAAAGUUUUCUCCUCAGAAUCGGAAGAUGAAAAAUCCGAGAAAAAACCAAGAAAGAAGAAAUCCAAACGCUCAGGGAUGGAGCCGGUUAUUCUGAAGGAGUUACCUCCGCCUCCAUGCUUACAAAACUCGUUGGAGUUUUUAAAGAAACGGAAAAUGCAGGUUCCAAGAUCAUCUGCAGUUCUGGACAACUCGAGCCAAGCAUUGCGGUUUCUUUCUUCGUCCGGUUUGUUAAAAUGAAAAUCGCGUUAAAGAGAUUUUUUAAGGUAUUGCCGAAACUAAGAGUGUAAUAUUUUUGAGCAUCCAAUGAUUGUUUCCGUUUUUGUCUUUAUAGCAUUGCUUUCAUUCUUAUC